Messenger RNA from Cariama cristata (Red-legged seriema), 1086 nucleotides. It is a transcript of the gene LPAR2, whose product is annotated as lysophosphatidic acid receptor 2. Lineage: Eukaryota; Metazoa; Chordata; Aves; Cariamiformes; Cariamidae. The record is from RefSeq and is a predicted model, not a curated record. Gene Ontology annotation, cellular component: membrane. The transcript has 3 exons. The coding region runs from base 1 to 1086 and encodes 361 amino acids. Gene Ontology annotation, biological process: G protein-coupled receptor signaling pathway. Gene Ontology annotation, molecular function: lysophosphatidic acid receptor activity.
AUGCUAAAUGUCAGGUUUGGAUGCGGUGGUUGUGCUUUCAGGACAGCAGCGAUGAAGCACUGUUUUUACAAUGAGACUGUGGGGUUCUUCUACAAUAACAGCCGCAAAGAGCUGACCACGUACUGGAGGACGAAGGAUGUCCUGGUGGUUGCCCUGGGUCUGACAGUGAGUGUCAUUGUGCUCCUGACCAACCUGCUGGUCAUCACCGCAAUCGUCAUUAACCGGCGUUUCCACUACCCCAUCUACUACCUCCUGGGGAACUUGGCGGCUGCCGACCUCUUUGCUGGCAUCGCGUACAUGUUUCUCAUGUUCCAUACGGGGCCCAGGACAGCAGAGCUCUCCCUGAAGACCUGGUUCAUCCGUCAGAGCCUGCUGGACACCAGCUUGACAGCCUCUGUGGUGAACCUGCUGGCAAUCGCCGUAGAAAGGCACCAGACUGUUUUUACUAUGCAGUUACACAGCAAAAUGUCCAACCAGCGUGUGAUGAUUCUCAUCUUCUGUAUUUGGGUCACAGCUCUGCUCCUGGGGCUCAUCCCUUCCUACGGCUGGCACUGCCUCUGUGCCCUGGAGAAGUGCUCCAGCAUGGCACCGCUCUACAGCAGGAGCUACCUGACCUUCUGGGCCAUCUCCAACCUGGUCAUCUUCCUGAUCAUGGUGGUUGUGUACACGCACAUCUUCAUCUAUGUCAAAAGGAAGAUGACGCGGAUGUCCAAGCACACUAGCUUCCACCCCCGCUACAAGGAGACCAUGAUCAGCCUUGUCAAGACGGUCACGAUUAUCUUGAGUGCUUUUGUUAUCUGCUGGACCCCAGGACAAGUUGUGCUCCUCCUGGAUGGCUUGGGCUGCAAGAGCUGCAAUGUUCUAGCGGUGGAGAAAUACGUCCUCUUGCUGGCAGAGAUCAAUUCGUUGAUAAAUGCUAUUGUCUACUCUUACAGGGACAACGAGAUGCGUAGCACCUUCCGGAGGAUCCUCUGCUUUGUCUGUUACAGGAAUUCCAAAUAUACCCCUACAGUGGUGAAGUUAAACACCACAGACCGUGGGACACUUUCUCAGAACGGGCACUUUACUGUGGAUUCCUCUAUUUAG